UGAAACGCCAGCAUCAGACUGAAACUGGUUUUAAUACGGGCUCUUGAAAAGUAAAAGUCACCUGGAGCUUGUGUGUGUUAUUGUAAAAAUAAUGAGUUUAAUUACGAAACUGCUCAAGACAUUUUUUGUAUUCCUACUGGGUGCCCUUCAUCUAGUUGUGUUUGCCUAUGACCCCAACGAUCCUAAGAUAGCCGAAUGCUGCCUUCCGCCCGAGGGCAUGUUUGAGGCGUUCUAUCCCCGUGAAAAGGAAGGAAUCCCCAACAGCGCUUCGCGUCCCGCCCACUCCCAUGGAAGCUUCUUUAAGCAUCGAAAUCCUGCGCUAGUGGACACCAAAAACGCAGCAGCCUAUGGCUACCGAUUCGAUGGAAAGCGGCGCUUUAAUUUUGACUAAGCAAAAUUAAAUUUCGGUAUAACUUUUGUGUAAUGAAAAUUUUUUGAAUUCAUCUAAUAAAUAUAACGUUGAUCUGCA
Molecule: messenger RNA, 469 nt
Organism: Drosophila bipectinata
Lineage: Eukaryota; Metazoa; Arthropoda; Insecta; Diptera; Drosophilidae
Source: RefSeq, a predicted model, not a curated record